Molecule: messenger RNA, 624 nt
Organism: Colletes gigas
Lineage: Eukaryota; Metazoa; Arthropoda; Insecta; Hymenoptera; Colletidae
Exons: 1
Coding region: 1-624 (207 amino acids)
Source: RefSeq, a predicted model, not a curated record
AUGGCUGAAGAGAAAAGAAAGGUGAAAGGAUGUUAUUGUAUCCACCAGAAAUUUCAAAGGCAGCAACAGAGAAGGAAAGAACAAUGUAAAAGGAAAAGACAAACGCUCGUCUAUAAUCCAGAGGAGGAAACGUGGCACGAGCCGUAUAUGAGAGAUUUACAAAAGGAAUUCUCAGAUGUAUCUAUAUUGUGCGAUUCGAAAAUUGAAUUGCCGUGGAGAGAUAUUGCAUUACCAGCAGCCGGCAUGAAAAUUCGUCAAGAGGUCUCGUUGACUCCUUUGAGUGGCCACCAGGAGCAAGCUGGUGACGAAGACGCCGGAAUAGAACCAACGGCAGAGGAAUCCAUGGGUACUAUGGCUCUGCCGUGGAAAGAUUUGGUGAUCACGGAAACAGUGCAGCCGAAACAGGCUGAUGUCGAGAGUUACGACACCACGUUGGAAAUUCCAUGGAACGAUCUUGUGCUCGAAAAACCAAUAGAAAUACAAGCUCCAACGGAAGAGGCCUGUGUCAACGAUGACGUUGAAAUCCCAUGGGAUGACAUUUUAAUACCGCGAAAUAUAAUUAUCAAGUCACAGAAAAGAAAAAGUAUUCAUUCCAAGUAUCUACCACGUCAAUUUCAGGUAUGA